AUGACAUAUGUUCAUCAAGACUCCAGCGCAUCUGAUCUAGAUCCCAGAACCCUUCCACCAUUAGAUCUUCCCCAUGGCCUGACUUCGCGUUAUGUCGACUGCACUCCACAGAGUCUGGUUUUCCACAUUAUCGAAUCUUUUCCUCAGCAACCGACUCCUGAUACACAAUUGAUUCUCUGUGUUCAUGGAUUCCCAGAGCUGGCAUACUCGUGGCGCAAAGUUCUACCGUUGCUUUCCUCCCGAGGCUACCAUGCCGUCGCUUUCGACCAGCGAGGCUUUGGUCGGACACACUCCUCCAAGCCAGUGACUGCCGAUACUUUCCGACCACUGAGUCUUAUCAAAGACACGAUGGCGUUGGUACUGGCGCUCGGAUACUCAUCCGUGCGGACAAUUGUUGGCCACGACUUUGGCGCAAUCACCGCCGGUCUCUGCGUGCUGUCUCGACCCGACAUGUUCCAAUCUCUUGUUCUCAUGGGUCAUCCAAUCAAGCAAUUCGAGUCCUUCCCGUACAGUACAUCGCCAUCUUUGGCGCAUCAAAAGACCACUGUCGUCACGCCUGACCAUGUCGAUAUCCAGCAUGACCUUGCGCAGCUAUCCCCUCCGCGGAAGCAUUAUAAAUGGUACUACAGCUCUGAAUUUGCCAAUGCAGAGAUGACAUAUCCAGCUGGUCAAGCCUUGCACGAGUUUCUGCGCGGCUACUUCUACCUGAAAUCUGCCGACGCGCCUCAACAACCGGCGCCGCUGAAGGGCUGGACGGCAGAAGACUUGCAGCGCUUGCCUCGGUACUACAUCAUGGACCAGGAUGGCACCAUGCGAGACAACGUUGUCGCUGAUCUGGCCGGAGUCGACCCGCAGGCCAUCCGGGAGCGGACACAGCGAUGGUUACCGGACCGCGAACUCGCAGUCUAUGUCGAUGAGUACACGCGCACCACAUUUCGCGGGGGUCUGAACUGGUACAAGGUCCAGACUGACCCAGAAGUGGCAAGCGACAGUGCUAUCUGGACUGGAUGCAAAAUCCGUGUCCCUACCAUGUACCUGUCCGGGAAGAGCGACUGGGCGACAUUUCAGCAGCCUGGUGCGGUAGACGCAAUGGAGACUGGAAUCAGUGUGGAGGACGGAUGCUUUAAAAGGACCGUCUUGGUGGAUCGUGCUGGGCACUGGGUCAUUCAAGAGCAGCCGGAAAGGUGUGCGGAAGAGAUCUUGAGGAUGGCGGCGGGAACAUGA
Cyphellophora europaea CBS 101466 is the source of this 1224-nucleotide messenger RNA. RefSeq lists its product as uncharacterized. Lineage: Eukaryota; Fungi; Ascomycota; Eurotiomycetes; Chaetothyriales; Cyphellophoraceae. Gene Ontology annotation, molecular function: hydrolase activity. The coding region runs from base 1 to 1224 and encodes 407 amino acids. The record is from RefSeq and is a predicted model, not a curated record. The transcript has a single exon.